AUGUUCGCCAGAGUCCUUCUCCUCGCGCUUGCCGCCUCUCCUCUCGUUGCCGCUCACGGAAAGAUCGCCGUCAUCACGGGCGAUGCUGGCGGCAACACCACUGCUAUCGGCAUCAAGGGUGCUGUCAUUCCUGGUGCCGGGUCCAAUUCCAAGACGGAAGUCGACACCACCGUCUUCAGCUCUACCAAGAUCGCCACCAACGGUCUGGGCAGGACCAACAGCCAGGGCAAGAACACAGUCUCGAUGGUGGCCCAGGCGCAGGAGCUCUCGGGCUCGACGCUGCCACAAGUCUCGGCUACCAACGGCUCGCUCUCGGGUACCUUUCACAUUGUCACCACGGACGGCGCCGGCCCCCUGCAGGCCAUUGUGGACACGACUGGCACCGGCGCCUUUGCCAGCGGCACCAAGGCCGAAAUUCUGACCCAAGUGCCCGGUGACGGCGGCGAGAUCAAGUCAUCAGGCGUCGUUCGUCGAUUCAUGGUCAAGGUGGGCAUCGCCAAACGGGCGGCCAACGUGAACAAAGACUUUCCUGUUGCCGUCUCUAUCCCGGCUGGAACUACCUGCAACGGCACAGUCAACGGCCUGUCCAACGUGUGUCUCAUCAAGAUUGCCAACUCCAACUCAGCUGGACCGUUUGGUGGUGUCGUGGCCUUCCAGAUGGCCAGCAACACCACGGUCAAGCGCGCCGUCGAGUUCACCUCGUGA
This is a messenger RNA of Grosmannia clavigera kw1407, 705 nucleotides long. Its product is annotated as cell surface protein. The record is from RefSeq and is a predicted model, not a curated record. NCBI's taxonomy places the organism in Eukaryota, Fungi, Ascomycota, Sordariomycetes, Ophiostomatales, Ophiostomataceae. The transcript is spliced from 3 exons. The coding region runs from base 1 to 705 and encodes 234 amino acids.